Messenger RNA from Penicillium malachiteum, 1623 nucleotides. Its product is annotated as arylsulfotransferase family protein. The coding region runs from base 1 to 1623 and encodes 540 amino acids. The transcript has 3 exons. Lineage: Eukaryota; Fungi; Ascomycota; Eurotiomycetes; Eurotiales; Aspergillaceae. The record is from RefSeq and is a predicted model, not a curated record.
AUGUUACUCAAAGGGUUUGCUUGGCUCGGAAUUAUCCUAGAGUCUGCUUUCACAGACUGCCAGUACCUUUCACGCCCCGAUCUUUCCCCGCCGAAGCUCAACAUUACAGUCCCAGCUCUCUCUGAAACAGAAUCUGGUUUCAUUUUCGUUGCACCGAAAAAGGCCGCUGAGUUGUACGAGAAUCUGGCCAUGCAAGCUGCACCAUACAUAUAUCGCGACGAUGGAGAGUUGGUUUGGUCUGGUAUGGGGUAUUACUGCGGUUAUGUCAUUAACUUUGGGGUCAUGGAACUCAACGGCGAACCGGCUUUGCGUGCAUUUCAAGGAUCCAUGGAUGGUUCCCGGCUGAAGAUGAAUGGGCAACAUGCUAUUCUCAAUAAUAAGUAUCAAACGGUUGGGAUUGUUCGUCCGGCAUCACAUCUUCUGGCUUCGGGUCAUGAGGUCAACGUACUUGGUGGUAGAUCGGUUUUGAUAGAGGUAUCUACUCCAGUACCAACGGAUCUGAGCUUAAUUGGUGGUGACCAAGAACAAAAAUGGGUUGUCUCAAGUGGGUUUCAAGAGCUUGACCUAGAAACUGGCGAAUUGAUAUUUGAAUGGUAUAGUCUAGAUCAUAUCAGCCCCAACUAUAGCGAUCUUUUCUUGAAACCCACUGGCCCCUGGUCGGGCCGCAGUGCGCUGGACGCCUACCACUAUUUCGCGCUCAACAGCAUUGAUAAAGAUGAUCAAGGAAAUUAUCUUAUAUCCAGUCGUCACUGUAGCGCUAUCUUCAAAAUCAGCGGUACUAAUGGGAAUAUUAUCUGGCAGCUGGGAGGACGACAAGGAUCAGAUUUCCAAAUCCCCUCUAACUUGGAGUUUGCAUACCAACACCACGCCCGUUUCCGAUAUCGCUCACCAGACGGCUCAAUUGAACGUAUAUCAUUUCUUGACAAUGCGAAUAGCGAUGCGCAACCACAUCAUUUUACUGGGCGGGUUUCCAGGAUUCGCUACAUUGAGCUGAAUCAUACAACGAAGUCAAUCUCAGAAAUUUGGACCUAUCCUGCUCCAGAUGACCUGAUUGCUGUGGCACAGGGCAGUCUUCAGUUCCUCCCAAAUGGGAACGCAUUUGUGAACUGGGGCUCGGCAGGUGCAAUCACAGAAUACUCUGAGAAUGGAACUAUUCUCUUCCAUGCUUAUCUUGAUUCAUAUCCAUCUGAGUAUGUUCACAGUUAUCGUGGAUUUAGAUCUAAUUGGACUGGAAUUUCUAGCGAAGAGCCCGCAGUUCUAGCUUUUAAAUUGCAAUCGCAGGGCUUAAUGAUGUGGGUAUCAUGGAAUGGCGAUACGGAGACGAAGGCCUGGCGAUUUUAUCUGCAGGACAGUCGUUCAAGCCAGAAGGUCAAUGUUCUCGGCACACAGUCGCGGAAAGGCUUUGAAACUCGGUUUCAAUCAAAUCUCGAUCAGUCUUUGGAGGAAUUUCAGAAAUAUUUUAUUGUGGCUGAGGCUUUGAAUUCUUCUGGUCAUGUAAUAGGUAGGAGUCGGCCGGUUAAGAUUCAAGAUGAUAAACCUUACCGUGCUCAUAUUGACAAGCUUGAGCUUCAAAGUUUUGAAAAAGAGAGGAUAUUAUCGGCGCAAGAGCGAAUGGAGCUUUAA